AUGAUAGUUUUCAUUCUUUUCUUGAGCUUCAUUACAAUUGAAACCACCCUUUUGCCCACGGAUCUUCUGAAAGGAUAUGAUAAGCGAGUACAUCCAUACUUCAUCAAUUAUCAGCCACUCUUGGUGAACUUCUCAGUUCCAAGUCUCAAUCUUCAACAAUUUUUCGGAACCCAACUAAUGGCCUCGUUUCUUUAUGUUGUCGUUGUGAGAUGGCAAGACGAGCGACUCCGUUUCGAUCCAACUUUUGUGCAUGUGCUCUUGGCCUGUGGUGUAAAGCUCAAACAAGACAGGAAGCCACUAACAGGGGGUGCAUACUAUAGUUGGGACUCGCCAGGGGCGAAUGUGGGCAGCGAAAAGCAUCGGCAUGUAGAAGUCGCCUGGACCGGCGGU
This is a messenger RNA of Mesorhabditis belari, 390 nucleotides long. Lineage: Eukaryota; Metazoa; Nematoda; Chromadorea; Rhabditida; Rhabditidae. The record is from the annotation of a GenBank genome assembly.